UCUUUAAUCUUGGAGUCUAUAGGAGGAAAGCAGUCAGGGCGUACAAGUCCUAUGACUUCUUCAAGCAUGACAAUGAAGAGGCAAUGAAAAUCAGAAAACAGUGUGCUCUGGUGGCCCUUCAGGACGUAAAAGCCUAUCUGAAUGAUGAGGGAGGACAGAUCGCAGUUUUUGACGCCACAAACACCACCAGAGAGAGGAGGGAGCUCAUCCUGAACUUUGCAAACGACAAUGCAUACAAGGUGUUCUUUGUGGAGUCAUUAUGUGAUGAUCCAGAUGUCAUUGCUGAAAACAUCAUGGAGGUGAAGGUCUCUAGUCCAGAUUACCCAGAGAGCGGCAGUGACAGCGUCAUGGAGGACUUCCUGAAACGCAUAGAAUGCUACAAAGUGACAUACCAGCCUUUGGAUCCUGACGAUCACGACAAGAACUUGUCCCUCAUUCAGGUCAUUAAUGUGGGUCGCAGGUUCCUGGUCAACAGAGUGCAGGACUACAUCCAAAGCAAGAUCGUUUACUACCUCAUGAACAUCCACGUGCACUCUCACUCCAUCUACAUCUGCCGGCAUGGAGAGAGCCUUCACAAUGUGGAGGGGCUCCUGGGAGGAGACUCUGAGCUGUCAGAGAGAGGAAAGCAGUUUGCAGCAGCCUUGAGGGGUUUCAUCGAGGAGCACAAGCUGUCAGACCUGAAAGUGUGGACCAGCCAACUGAGACGCACCAUCCAGACAGCCGAGGAGCUGGGUGUCCACUACGAGCAGUGGAAGAUUCUGAAUGAGAUCGAUGCUGGUGUGUGUGAAGAAAUGAGCUACAAGAUGAUUGAGGAAAAAUAUCCCAAAGAGUUUGUCAUGAGAGACCAGAACAAAUAUCUUUACCGCUACCCUGGAGGAGAGUCCUACCAGGACCUGGUUCAGCGGCUGGAGCCGGUGAUUAUGGAGCUGGAGCGACAGGGAAAUGUUCUGGUCAUCUGCCAUCAGGCUGUCAUGCGCUGCUUGCUGGCUUAUUUCCUGGACAAAGGCGCAGAUGAUCUGCCCUACCUGAAAUGCCCUCUGCACACCGUCCUGAAACUCACUCCUGUGGCUUAUGGCUGUAACGUGGAUAAGUUCGACCUGGGGGUGGAGGCCGUAAACACUCACAGGGACAGACCAUUAACUAAAGGCAGGACGGACGGCAUGCCUCCACCUUUCCUGCGUCGGAACAGCUUCACUCCUCUUUCCAGCCAAGACCAAAUCAAAAGACCUCGUCUUUACAGCGUGGGCAGCCAGUUUAACGCCCGCACGUCCCACGCUCCCGUUUUACCCAGCAUGCACUUUUCCGAGGCACCUGAGGGCGUUGACUCUCCACAAAUAAAGGACCGUGAGAAUGACUUCACUGAAGUGGAGGACUCGGGGAGGAAUUAGAUGACCUGUGGAGCACCUGUUGACUCCUCUCUGCCAUCACACAGGCGUCACUGUAAUCUGCACUGGAUCUGUAUAGGUUUUAAUGUUAUUUUGGGUUUAUUCUAUUAUAUUUAUGAAUUAUUAUUUAAGCAAAUCGCAUUUUAAAUUUUGGCUGUGAAUCUAGACGCACAAAAGGAAACGAUGUAGAAGAAUAAAAUUCUUCUCAGUGUCAUAAACUGUAACUUACAGUUUGUCACUUGUAUAAAAACUCCAGAUAUUCUUACUCAAAUUGUUUAUAGCUUUGUAACAUUCCCAAAGACUGCUCACAUACCCGACCGGGUAAAGUAACAGCUUUAUUUUGAAAUGCAGCUAAAUCACAAUAAGAAGCUUUUCGGCAGCAACACUGAAGCUUUUAAAAUGAAACGUCCGGUCCAGCCAAUAAAAAAGCAGGAGUGCCGGUUUUUGUU
Oryzias melastigma (Indian medaka) is the source of this 1834-nucleotide messenger RNA. Its product is annotated as 6-phosphofructo-2-kinase/fructose-2,6-bisphosphatase 2. Gene Ontology annotation, molecular function: ATP binding; 6-phosphofructo-2-kinase activity; fructose-2,6-bisphosphate 2-phosphatase activity. Lineage: Eukaryota; Metazoa; Chordata; Actinopteri; Beloniformes; Adrianichthyidae. Gene Ontology annotation, cellular component: cytosol. Gene Ontology annotation, biological process: fructose metabolic process; fructose 2,6-bisphosphate metabolic process. The record is from RefSeq and is a predicted model, not a curated record.